Molecule: messenger RNA, 1668 nt
Organism: Penicillium bovifimosum
Lineage: Eukaryota; Fungi; Ascomycota; Eurotiomycetes; Eurotiales; Aspergillaceae
Exons: 1
Coding region: 1-1668 (555 amino acids)
Source: RefSeq, a predicted model, not a curated record
AUGCCGGCGACACUGGACCACCUCCCGGUUGAGAUUCUACAUAUGAUACUCGCUCAUUUAGGCAUCGACUGUCGCUACACAGAUCAAUUAGAGCCGCCGGAUACACCUCAUCGCUUUUCUCAAACGCCCGAUCAGCCAUCCUGGUACUCUUUAAAAUUGCAACCGCUUCUCUCCCUUUGUCUGGUGUCCAAGCGCUUGUGCAACGUCUUCCAACCUAUCCUGUAUCAAGAAUUUAUGCUUGGGUGUGGCGACUCGUGGUGCUCAGAGCUUUAUACAUGGGACGGUCGGCUACUUUCGUUCUUGCGAACCGUCGCUCGGCGACGAGACCUGGCUGGAUUCGUGAAGAGGAUUCGUAUAGUGCCGCAUUUGCUCCAAGCUUCUUGCGAGUAUCUGGAAAAGAAGGAGAGAGACCGCCAUGGGAUAUGGAAGGAACGGGGAGCACGGUAUCAGAUGCUGGAUGGGAAGAUCUUGACUUCCCCGGUUCCUCCUCAAAUUGAUAUGAGCAGGCCUAUGACGUCUAAUUGUCAUGGACUAUGGACUGAAGCCAUUCCUUCUGAGGGGCCGGAAUUGAGGAUCUUCAUUCUGGAAGAGGAGGCUCAUGACACUCUCCAUGAGCUUGCCGUUGCAUUAGGAAUUAAAAAGCCCGAGCAACUAUCAGCCAAACACUUGAUUACUCUUUUGAUUGCGGCACUCCCAAAGCUAGAACAUUGCAGCCUUUUGGUUGGUCCCUAUCGGGACAAAAUGUGUUCUCACUCUGGACCCCUCUCGGCUGCUGGGAUCUCCCGACUGCCGCUGCGAACUUUAAACGUUGGAUUUCUACUCAAAAAACACGAGGACUUUGAACUCGACUGCACCGUCCGGGCCCUUCUUGAAGUGUCGCCAUGCCUUGAAACGCUUAACCUCCAUAGGUGCAAUGGGACUGGCCAACAGGUCGCAUUACCUUUUCUGCCGAGUCUCAAGCAUAUUCGCAUCGUGUGCAGUCGUCUCAACGAGCAAGCUCUUGACAACAUACUUAAUUCCUGUGACAGCUUAUGCAACUUCGUGUACGAGGCGAAAAAGCCCUUCUUCAACCCAUCCAAUGGGUUACCAGAGAAUGAAUGGGACUGCAGCGAUCACUUCCAGCUCUGCAAUGCUGCAGGAUAUCUCAGCCGCCACUAUAAAACACUCGAAUCAGUCCAUAUCGACCUGCGGUACCGGGGAGGCGACCCGGCCGUCCCGAGCUCAUUCAGCUUUCGAGAGCUAACCGCCCUGAAGCACCUCUUUCUUAAUCUGGACGAGUUCCACAGCAGGUUCUUCAUGCCGCGUUGCACGGAUGAGCAAAUCUUGGUCCAAAUUCUCCCUUCGGGCAUUAGCUCCCUGCACCUUGCUGGGCAGAUUGGCGAGGACCUUCCGCGGCUGGAAAAGAGUCUGCUUGGUCUUGCCGAGGCCGCUAUCGAAGGACAGUUCAAGAAUCUGAAGGAGGUGAGAUGGGACAGAGCGGCCAAAUUGAAUGCGGAAAACGUUGUAAUGUCCUUGUUUGCCGACGCAGGGGUGGACUUUGCAUACGACAGCUGGCCAGGGACGAGCUUGUCAUUCUACGAGAGCGCCAGUAUACCUCCACUUGCAAAUUUUAAAAAUCCAUGGUUGGCAUUUCUGGAGAGCGUUGAGGAGGACACCAGAGACCUUUAA